AUGCAGAGCGAGCUGAUCUACGAAAAAGUCCGUACAGGCUUCGAAAAGCUCGAGAUGUCCGCGGCGCUGGCCGCACUCGACAACGUGCUUGAAACAGCUCGGGUCGAAAAGCUGAGUGUGAUCGAUACCAUGAGCCGUCUGCUCGACAUCGAGCUCUCGGCCCGCCAUGUCCGUCGGGUCGAGGCCAACCUCAAAUUCGCCGGCUUGCCCUAUCGUCAAGGCCUCGACGCCUUCGAAUUCGAAGCUCAGCCGUCCAUCGAUCCGCAAUUGGUCGGCCGAUUGGCGACCCUCCGAUUCCUUGAAGAGGGCACCAACRUCCUGCUGCUCGGGCCACCCGGCGUCGGCAAAACCGCCCUCGCGGUGGGUCUCGCUAUGAAGGCCUUGGAGGCGGGCCACCGAAUCAGCUUUUUGGCCUGUCACGAUCUGGUGCUCCGUCACAAGAAAGCUCGUCGCAUGGAUCGCGAGGAYCGCUUGCUCUCCACCUUGCUCCGCCCCCGGCUUCUGAUCCUCGACGAAAUCGGCUACACGCCUCUGGAAAGGCCGGAAGCCACCUUCCUCUUCGAGGUCGUGGCCAAACGUUACGAGCGCUGCAAACCGAUCAUCGUCACCUCGAACAAAAGCUGGGGCGCCUGGGGAGACAUCCUGCCGGAUCAAGUGAUGACCGCGGCUAUCCUGGACCGCCUCCUGCACCGUUCCGUGACCCUGAAUAUCCAAGGAGAAAGCUACCGGCUGCGCGAGCACCGAAAAGCGGGCCUGACACCGCGUCCAUCAUCUUUCGACGAUUGA
Messenger RNA from Exaiptasia diaphana, 786 nucleotides. RefSeq names its product insertion sequence IS21 putative ATP-binding protein-like. The coding region runs from base 1 to 786 and encodes 261 amino acids. The transcript has a single exon. Gene Ontology annotation, molecular function: ATP binding; ATP hydrolysis activity. The record is from RefSeq and is a predicted model, not a curated record. NCBI's taxonomy places the organism in Eukaryota, Metazoa, Cnidaria, Anthozoa, Actiniaria, Aiptasiidae. Gene Ontology annotation, biological process: DNA replication; DNA strand elongation involved in DNA replication.